Molecule: messenger RNA, 231 nt
Organism: Saprolegnia parasitica CBS 223.65
Lineage: Eukaryota; Oomycota; Saprolegniomycetes; Saprolegniales; Saprolegniaceae
Exons: 2
Coding region: 1-231 (76 amino acids)
Source: RefSeq, a predicted model, not a curated record
AUGGACGAAAUGUUCCAGUUCUACUACGCCAAGCUCGAGAAGGUCCAGUUUCUGCAUCAACACCGCCGUGAAGGCUGCUCCCGGCUUGCGUUCAAGAGGGCAAAGAAGCACAAGGCGGUCCUUGCGUUCCAUAAAGAAUAUCGCCCCCAAGACGAACACCGGCGCGAGAAGCGCAUCCAAGCCACACUGGGUGGGACCGAGUACGACGGCGUCGAGUGUGUCCUUCAGUAG